AUGGGGAAAGUUAAGUGCUCUGAGUUACGCACGAAAGACAAGAAAGAGCUCUUCAAGCAACUUGAAGAGUUGAAAACGGAGUUGACUAAUCUUAGAGUGGCUAAGGUAACAGGAGGUGUUGCAUCAAAACUAUCAAAAAUACGUGUUGUAAGGAAAGCAAUUGCACGUGUUUAUAUUGUGUACCAUCAGAAAAUGAAGGUUAACUUAAGAAAUCAUUACAAAAACAAGAAAUAUAAGCCUCUAGACUUGAGACCAAAGAAGACCCGUGCUAUGCGCAAAGCUCUCACAAAACAUGAGGCUAAAAUCAAGACCCAAAAAGAGAUCAGAAAGAAGUCUCUGUUUCCUCCAAGAGUGUAUGCUGUGAAAGCC
This is a messenger RNA of Brenthis ino (lesser marbled fritillary), 369 nucleotides long. Lineage: Eukaryota; Metazoa; Arthropoda; Insecta; Lepidoptera; Nymphalidae. The record is from the annotation of a GenBank genome assembly.